GGUUCGCGACGACUCGAGACUGCCCUCCGAGCCCUCUGAUCCGCGCGGGAGAGCCGAGAGUGUUGCUGCCGCGUUCGUCCCGCGGGAGGAGGACGACUCUUCCCGCUCGCCGAAGAGUAUUCGCGAGUAUUCGCGGCGGCCGGGCGCCCUUGCAAAAAUAUCUCGCCGUUUUUAGCGAAGGAACCGUCGGUUCGAGCAGUGAGAUUCGGCUGAGUGAGUACGAGCCCGUUUUCAGGUCGCUGGGUGAAGGCGCGCACUUUUCCGCAAUAACGAGCAAUUAUUAUUAGCGGAUCGCGUGCGAGUACAGUCGAAUGGUACGAACGUGUACUGUCGGGCAUUCUUGAGUAGUAAACGCGCACAGUGCUGCGUAAAUUUGAGCGGGAAGAUCGCGAACGGGGAUUACGGGAGCCGGGUGGCCCGCGACGCCAUGGGAAAGGAAAUGUUCUCGAGCUUCUCCGGCAGGCAGCGGGUGCUGUGGCUGUUUUUGAUCGAGAUCGUCGUGAUCGCGCUAAUGGGGACAUUGAUGACGUACGGCCCGGAAGCGAGUGUUAAUUUCCACAGAAAUCACACAGGUACCGCCGGCGCUAAAGCCCAGGACAAGAAACCAGAGAACGACCCGUUGCGAAUUUAUCCGAUGUAUCAAGAUGUCCACGUGAUGAUCUGGGUCGGCUUCGGUUACUUGAUGACGUUCCUCAAGCGGUACGGCCAGAGCGCGGCCGGCUUGACCUUCCUCGUCGCCGCCGUGCUCGUCCAGGUGGCUCUAAUCUGCAACGGCGUGACGGACACCUUGACUGGCGCCAAGGCUUAUCUCUCGUUGGAAAGCCUUCUCGGCGCGGACGUGGCGGUCGCCGCGCCGCUCAUCUCCAUGGGCGCGGUCCUGGGCAAAACGACCUACAUGCAGCUGAUAUUCAUGGGAAUCGCCGAGUUGAUCAUGUUCAACGUCAACAAGUACGUGGGCGAGCAUCUGUUCAUGGCGGUCGACGCCGGCGACAGUAUGUUCGUGCACGUGUUCGGCGCGUACUUCGGACUGGCGGUCAGCUACGUGUUCGGGACGAAGAGGGAGCCGAAGGAGCACGAGCUCGAGGGCGCGUCCUACCAGUCGGACAUAUUCGCCAUGAUCGGUACGCUGUUCUUGUGGCUGUUUUGGCCGUCGUUCAACAGCGCGGGCCUGACGGGCGACGAUCAACAACGCGCGAUAAUCAACACCCUGUUGUCGAUAUCCGCCAGCUGCGUGACCGCGUUCGCCGUCUCCGCGUUGGUCUCCAACGGCAAGUUCAACAUGGUGCACGUGCAAAACUCGACGCUCGCCGGCGGCGUCGCCAUCGGCACCGCCGCAGGUAUGAUGUGCGGCGGCGUGGGCGCUCUCGCCGUCGGGGCUGUGUCCGGGAUAAUCAGCGUGUUGGGAUACAAAUACCUCACGCCGAUGAUACAGAAGCACAUGCGGAUCCACGACACUUGCGGGGUGCACAAUUUGCACGGGAUGCCGGGCGUGCUGGCGGGACUUUUCGGCGCGCUUAUGGCGGUCAUUGCGACCGAAGCCGUUUACGAUUACUCCCUGUACGACAUCUUCCCGGCGCGGACGCCCAGCGCGGGGCAGAAAUUCGCCGAGCUGCGGGACAAUAUGCGCGGCGAAAUCUCGCCGGGAUACGAUCGGACGGCGUAUCAGCAAGCGGGAUUUCAAUUACUGGCGCUGGUGGUCACCCUGGGAAUCUCCAUCGUUUCCGGAUUAAUAACAGGUCACCUUAUGCACGUGCCGGCCUGCGGCUCGAUCACGGAGGAGGAGAAAUUCGACGACAAGGCGGUGUGGGACCUGGAAGAAGAGACGUUCACGAGCGGCAAUAAGCGCACGGACACCCAGAUACCGAUGGGCCAUAUGUAAUCGCGGACGCGCCUCCCACGCGAAUUAUCCGGGCACGCCGAUGAGCCUUAUCGUUAAGCGAUCCACAAUGGAGAUCCCCGUGCACCGAAGCAAGGCGGUGUUUGUGCCUUCGAUGCACGAGCGUCUCCUUCAGGAUAUGCACUUGCAACGGGGAGUUCAAGAAACGGCGGUGCUGGAAUUGGCACUUUGUCGUCAGGACGAGGACCAUCCCGAUCGCGCAGCCCUUCGUCUUCGAACUGACCAGGCAGAAGAACGCCUACGCCCGGCUUAUAACUCACAUCAACAGCAAUUCCACUUCUCCGGAGUUACGCGAAUUCCCAGAGCAAAUGGCGCUGUUUUCGAACAAAAUGCCGCGGUGGAAAAAUAGAGAGCAGUGUAUUAAGAAAUAUAUUAUAUCGAGAUGUCAUGUUAUGUUGUACUUGUGAAUAAUAAACCUGAUAUUAUAAAGUA
This is a messenger RNA of Dinoponera quadriceps, 2329 nucleotides long. RefSeq names its product ammonium transporter Rh type A (gene Rh50). The transcript has 13 exons. Gene Ontology annotation, biological process: ammonium transmembrane transport; ammonium homeostasis. The record is from RefSeq and is a predicted model, not a curated record. Gene Ontology annotation, cellular component: plasma membrane. Bases 428 to 1879 code for a protein of 483 amino acids. Lineage: Eukaryota; Metazoa; Arthropoda; Insecta; Hymenoptera; Formicidae. Gene Ontology annotation, molecular function: ammonium channel activity.